Molecule: messenger RNA, 2401 nt
Organism: Poeciliopsis prolifica (blackstripe livebearer)
Lineage: Eukaryota; Metazoa; Chordata; Actinopteri; Cyprinodontiformes; Poeciliidae
Gene: prmt8a
Product: protein arginine N-methyltransferase 8-B
Exons: 10
Coding region: 16-1257 (413 amino acids)
Biological process (GO): peptidyl-arginine methylation
Cellular component (GO): plasma membrane
Molecular function (GO): protein-arginine N-methyltransferase activity
Source: RefSeq, a predicted model, not a curated record
AUUUUCGCGGCUCUUAUGGGAAUUAGACACUCGUCUCGCUGCAUGCUCCUCAGGAGAAAAAUGGCGGAGUCUGAGAGCGGAGAGGUAAGUCCUCAGUCAGCAGCCGCCCCCGUCCGCAUCAUUCCGUCUCAGUCAGCGCAGCCGACCUCGCUGCCCAAGCCCGUGCCUUCUGUCCAGCCCGCGUCUCGGCCGGCUCUCCCCCCUCGCACCCCCCACGCCCCCGGCCUGCCCAGCUGCCCCGGCCGGGGCAAGAUGGCCAAGUUCCUCAACCCAGACGAGAUGACAUCAAGGGACUACUACUUUGACUCUUACGCCCACUUUGGGAUUCACGAGGAAAUGCUGAAGGAUGAGGUGAGGACGCUCACCUACAGGAACUCCAUGUAUCACAACAAGCACAUCUUCAAGGACAAAGUGGUUCUGGAUGUGGGGAGCGGGACGGGCAUCCUGUCCAUGUUCGCCGCCAAGGCCGGAGCCAAACACGUCUACGGGAUUGAAUGUUCCAGUAUAUCAGAAUACUCAGAGCGGAUCAUCAAGUCCAACCAGCUGGACAGCGUUAUCACCAUAUUCAAAGGAAAGGUGGAGGAGGUGGAGCUUCCUGUGGAGAAGGUGGACAUCAUCAUAUCUGAGUGGAUGGGCUACAGUCUGUUCUAUGAAUCCAUGCUCAACACCGUCAUCUUCGCAAGGGACAAGUGGCUGAAGGCUGGUGGGCUGAUGUUUCCGGACCGAGCCUCCCUCUAUGUGUUGGCCAUCGAAGACAGGCAGUACAAAGACUUCAAAAUACAUUGGUGGGAGAACGUGUACGGCUUUGACAUGACCUGCAUCCGAAACGUGGCCAUGAAGGAGCCGCUGGUGGACGUGGUGGACCCCAAGCAGGUGGUGACCAACUCCUGCCUGGUCAAGGAAGUGGACAUCUACACAGUGAAACCUGAUGACCUCUCAUUCACCUCGGCCUUCUGCUUACAAAUCCAGAGGAACGACUACAUCCAUGCUCUGGUCACCUACUUUAACAUUGAGUUCACCAAGUGUCACAAGAAAACUGGAUUCUCCACAGCUCCAGAUGCUGCGUACACACACUGGAAGCAAACCGUUUUCUACCUGGAGGAUUAUCUAACCGUGAGGAGAGGAGAAGAAAUCGCUGGCAGCAUCACAAUGAAGCCCAAUGAGAAAAACAUACGUGACUUGGACUUCACUUUUGAACUGGAUUUCAAAGGGCAGCUUUGUGAGGCAGCAAUUUCCCAUGACUACAAGAUGCGUUAGAUUGGACAGCGGCGUCCUGCAGAGCGCAACAUGGAGGACGGAGACGCAGAUUCCUGAGGACAGACGGACGCACAGUGGGACAGGACAGGCAUCAUCAUGCCCUAUGAUGAUAAUGAUGAUGAUAAAAGUGAGACUUUGUGUUUGGAGAGCAUGAAAUCAUUUUUUGCAGACUGUUAAAAUUAUUCUGAAUGUAAAACAAACAGGUCAGUAAUAUUUUCUAGCGCUGAUGAAUGUUAUUGAUAAAAUUGUGUUCAUGUGAGACGCAGAGCUGCACCUGUAUAAUGAUGUCUGCAUUACAAAUCAGUGUGUAUAAAAAGUAUUCACACCCUGGAUGUUUUGCCCUUCUUGUAUUAAUUUUACAAAACAAUCAUGAGAAACAAAAUUAGAUUUUUUUGAGAAAAAUUUUUUAUUGUUUACGUAAAAAAUUAUGACAAAAACGAGCUGCAAACCCUAACGCACUAACUAGUUCUGCUAAUGCUAAAGCGCUACAGCAGCAUAGUAUUUAGCAGAAGCUAAUGAAUACUGAAGUACUAAAUUCAAUUAAAUUGUUGAAACCCAUGCUCUAAAAUUCCUCUAGAUAUUCUAUUCAUAUUUUGUUUUGUUGUGUCUCAUUUUGUUUCUCAUUGAAAAUAAAUCUGAGCGUUUGAACAUGAAGAGAGGAAACGCCCUUCAAAAUAAAAACAUGAAUAUAAAUGUUUAACUGCUUGAUAACCAAACCUACAAUACAAAUUUCAAGCUUUAUUUAAGUUGAUUAAUUAUCAUGUUAGAAUUUAUCUGGAAACAAUAAGCUGGGGAAGCCAAAUGCACUGAACCAUUUCAAAGUUAGCAAAAACAUGUUUAGAUUUAAGUUUUCCCUCUUAAUAGUUUUCAAUUUGACAGAGUUUCUUUUUGUCAACAAUAAAGAAAAACUUGAUGAUCAAAAUGAAUUUUUAAAAGCAAUAAUAAGGGUAAAACAUCCAAAGGGGAGAAUCUUUUUUCCAGACAUUUGUUUUUUUCCUCCAUGCUUUGGGUUCACAGUGAACCACGUCUUUAAAUUUAGGUACGACUUUCAUGUUAUGCACUGGAGCGACUCACUGAGUUGAAACCGUUUACAUUUGUGAAAGUUUAGUGGGUAACAUAGCAGUGAGUGAAAAGUGCAGCCAAG